AUCAACAUCUUUCCCACACCCUUCUCUUCUCCUUAUUCUUCCAUCUUCCUCAACCAAAGCUGAAAUUCUCAUCAGGGAGCUCAUUCACAUGGAGAACAGAAGUCAAAUUUCAAUUGAGAGCUUCUCUUAUGAGUGGCUGAACAACAUCAAUCCCACCUUUGAUUUCGACCGCCUCGAAGACAGCCUUCGUCGCUCCUUCGAGGCACAAGAUAGCAGCUCCUUCAUCGAAAUGGACCCAGAUUUCUUUUCGAUGCGCUGGACCGACUUGGAUGGUUUUGAUUUCAACCUUCCAGCAGGCUGUGAGCCUUCAGAUUUGGUUCAUGCUGACCAGAUUUUCUCAAAUGGCCUACUCCUUCCAUUGAGUACUACUCUGAAGGAAAAACAAGCUUGUUUCUCUGCAGAUUCUGCUCUUAUUCGAUCGGUUUCGAUGGAUUUUUCGAAGACAUUGCUGUUUGAUAGAAACCAUUGGGAUGAUUCAGUCUCAACAAACACAUCUCCAGCUUAUUAUUCUCCUUAUAGUUUGCCUCUUGACAGUAGAGCCAGCAAGCUCAAGCUGCCUUUGAAUAGGCACAGGAAAAACUCUGCUUGGAAGAUAUUAAGGCAGUAUUUGAAUUUCCUGAUUCCUCUAUACAAGAAGGUUAAGAAGAUGAAAAUGAUCUCUCUGAGGACAACUCGCAGCUGCGGCGAUUCGCCGAUAAGCUUGGCAAGGAUGACAAAUGAGUUCUCAAACAUCGAGCAGAAUCGAGCUUUCAAUUGGGAGUUUGAGAGUUCUAUUCAUGAUGCAGUCCUCCAUUGCAAGAAAUCUAUUGCAAAUUCUAAUGCAGAAGCUUGAUUGUUCUAAUUGGGAAGCUUUCUCUGAUCUUUCCAUAGAUUUUAUUUUAUCUGAAGCUUUGAAGGAUGCCAUGAUUGAAGAAGAUGAGAAACAUAAGAAGCUUUUGUUGUAUGUUUGUUCUUAGGAAAAAAAAAGUUUGAAGUUAUUAAAAGAAAAGGUGAAAAAC
Molecule: messenger RNA, 998 nt
Organism: Dendrobium catenatum
Lineage: Eukaryota; Viridiplantae; Streptophyta; Magnoliopsida; Asparagales; Orchidaceae
Exons: 1
Coding region: 89-832 (247 amino acids)
Source: RefSeq, a predicted model, not a curated record